CAGCAAACGUCAGACGUUUGAUUUCAGUUUAUAUUUAUAUCAGGUCGUUGGAAUUGUUGAUUCCGCUAGAAUGGACCGUAGUAGACGGCUAUCUAGUGAUAGCUCCGUCAGUCCAAUUGCUGCCAUCAAUUUUGCCACCGAUAAGUUUCCGUGCUGCAUUGUUUGGACUCCAAUACCUGUAUUAACAUGGUUCUUUCCUUUCAUCGGUCAUAUGGGCAUUGCAAUGUCCACCGGUGUAAUCCGUGAUUUUGCUGGACCGUACUUCGUUUCGGAAGACAACAUGGGCUUUGGUCGGCCCACACGAUACCUUCAACUAGAUCCAAACUUUGUGAGCGGAGGCAUAGUCGAAUGGGACGAGUGUGUUUCAAAGGCUUCCGUAGUUUAUGGUACCAGGAUGCACAAUCUGCUUUGUGACAAUUGCCACUCGCACGUAGGAAUGGCGUUAUCGCUGAUGAAGUAUAAACAGUAUACAAGCUGGAACAUGGUAGUGCUUGCAUUCUGGAUGUUCUUUGCCGGAAAAUAUGUUGGUAUCAAGGGAUUCCUCAAAACGUGGUCACCGUUUGCCGUGGUCCUGAUUACAUGCACGCUAGUAGCAAUCUACUUAAAAUAAAUUCAAGAGGAUCGUCGUACUGCAAAGUGAAAUGCAGCUCCUCUACUUCAGAAACAUGUGGAACACCGCUAUAUUAUUGUACUGUAUUUAUAUUUAAUUUAUGUGAUUAAUCGGAUUUAAUAAAUGGUACCUUUUUAACCUGAA
Messenger RNA from Wyeomyia smithii (pitcher-plant mosquito), 754 nucleotides. RefSeq names its product transmembrane protein 222. The coding region runs from base 71 to 610 and encodes 179 amino acids. The transcript is spliced from 2 exons. The record is from RefSeq and is a predicted model, not a curated record. Lineage: Eukaryota; Metazoa; Arthropoda; Insecta; Diptera; Culicidae.